Messenger RNA from Paramecium primaurelia, 769 nucleotides. NCBI's taxonomy places the organism in Eukaryota, Ciliophora, Oligohymenophorea, Peniculida, Parameciidae. The record is from the annotation of a GenBank genome assembly.
UCAAAAAUGGAUAAUAAGAAAAAAAAGAAUAAGAAUAAAGCUAAAUAAGAAUAAUAAUCUAAAUAAUAAUAAUAAAAUUAAUUAGUACCUUAAAAUUAAUAACAUCAUCACGAUCAUAAUUGUCAUGAUCAUCAUGGAAAUGAAGAUCAUCAUCAUGAUCAUAAUCAUUGUAAUCAUGGUUUACCUGCUGGUGAUAUGCCUAAUAUUGAUCCAGCCAGUUUAUUAAGUGGUUUAAACAAAGGAGAUGGGUUAUUAGGUAGUUUAAGCAUGAUACCUAAAUUAACAGAAAUGUUGAAUUAAUUAAGUAAUUUUGGAGGCUAAGCUUUUAAACCUGAUGAUCCUCUCCCUGAUUUCACUAAAUUUGAUUAAACUAAAGUAUUUAAUAUAUAUAAAUAUGUAUAGUAAACAUUAGAAGUUGCUAUUGAAGAGUUUUAAUAAACAAUAGAAAGUGUCUAAAAGAAAGAUUUCACAAAUCUAACAAAGCCUGUUGUUUAAAAAUAACAAUAAUAAAAAUUAUCAAAAUAAUAACAACAAUAAAGAGAGAAGUAUAAUAAAUAUUUUAUAUUAUUAUAGAAACAAUUAAAUUAUCAAAUAAAAUAUUGAUUAUUUGAAUACAUUAUAAAAGGAUUUGAAGAAGCUAUUAUAAGAUGUAUAUAAAUAUAAAUAAAUAUUAUAGUAAUCUAUGAGUGGAAUUGCACCAAUAUUAAAUCAAGGUAUUGAGAACUUAAAUUAAGAUAUCUAAUAUUAUUAGAAGUAAUAAGAAGUAUGA